AGCCUAUGAAAAACUCUAAGUCAUCACUAGUUUGUAAACUGCCGGCUGAAAAUCCUUUCAAUUUCUACAUCAUAUCCUAUCAAGGCACGGGCCGGCUUUAUCUGGGGCGCUUAGGGACCGGAAUGAGGUGCGGGCGCUUAGGGGACACUCUCAGAAGAAGUAGAAGAGCUGCAUGCCACACACCCCGACCAAUGAAUGUUGAUUGUAAGCAACUCAGUUCCUACUGAUAUCUAAACGAGGACCCUGGGUUUUGGAGCCUAGCAUGCACGACGAUGCAUUCGAUGUUAUCCCCUAUGAGGUAUUGCUUGACUCUAUUCACGGCGACCAUCAGAUCCAACUGAAUCACGAACAGGAUAUCAAGGGUGACUGGAAAAAGCUUGGUUCUGGUUCGUUUGGGAAUGUCUACAAAGGAACCUACCUUGGUAUUGAAGUGGCAAUCAAAGAGGUGUUGCCCUCCACCGAGUACGAUGUGGCAAAGUACUUUGAACGUGAAUGGAGGUUAAUGAAGGAGGCACGCCACCCUAAUGUUGUCUUGUAUCUGGGUUUAUCACGGGCCCCCUCCCCUGAUGGUCGCAUCUUCAUCAUCUCCGAAUUCAUUGAGAAUGGCAACCUCCGCGCAUACAUUCACGACAAGAGCAAGCCAUUCCCAUGGCGUUUGCGUCUAUCCUUCGCCACCGAUAUCGCCAGAGCCCUCGCAUACCUUCAUGCUCGCAAAUGCAUUCACCGUGAUCUCAAAGGAGAGAACUUACUCGUAACCGCGAACGGCCGCCUCAAGAUCACGGAUUUUGGUUUUGCUCGAAUCGCUGCGCGUAAUGAAGAAGAGAGCAAGCGGCUCACAUUCUGCGGAACCGAUUCCUACAUGUCUCCCGAGAUCCUGCUCGGCCAUGAAUUUGACCUCCCUACCGACAUCUUCUCUCUUGGUGUGAUUCUCAGCGAGAUCGCCUCUCGAAAACUGGCAAGUGAGACGGUAUUCAGGCGUAGUCCCCCUUCCUUUGGCGUCGAUUCUGAAGAAGUAGAGACUCUGGCCAGCACUGGAUGUCCGCCUGCCUUCAUCAAACUUUGUCUCGACUGUCUCGCGGAGGAGCCGUCUCAACGACCAACCACUCGGGAAAUUCUCGAUCGCCUCCGCGAUAUCGAAGCAGAGGUCAUCGCGCGCUCUCCUGCCACAGAGGAUGUACACGUCGGCAGCAUUCGCUAUACUUCAAGUACUCGUAGACCCGGUCCUGCACCCCGCAUUCCGAGUUUUGGCAUGGGCGUAGGACAAGAAAUUCGGUAUUCAUCUCAACAACAUGAUUCCGUAUCGGAGACAUCUGAGGACGAGUCGAGUGAUGAUGAACUCACUCAAGCAGUUAUGGGUCUGAAACAUUUGGACUUGGAAAGUACAUGGAGUCACUCCAGCUCUAGAACGGGCGAAGGAAGUACUCAACCACUUAUCCACGGCAGCUCGACAUACAGUACCACUGUCGUCCGUUCUCAUACGCCAUCAAAUGAUUCUGCCGCGCCUUCUCUUUCGUCCAUUUUGACAGUUCGUCCAAGUCCAAGUGUACCCUCCGCAGAAGACAUUGCAUCUCCACCAGCAAUCAAUGAUUUAACACCCACUGACUCCAUCCUUUCUAUUGAGUCCUAUCACACCGCUUCGUCUUCGAUUCUGACUAUGUCCAUCGCUGGCGCAACCGAGGGAGGAUCUACAAUUCGUUCUUCUCACAUUCCCCUUCUUCAUCGGUUUACCUUAAUCAAGCCCGGUGUCAAAAGGAACGGUGCAGGAAGUAGUCGAAGCGGAAGUGCUUCCCCUCCUCGUUAUCCUCCCACAGAAGCGCUUUGGAAUCCGCUGGACUUUCUUUUCAACGGCACGUCGCUUGCAGCAAAAUGUGAUGUAUGUAAUAAGAGACUGGGUUGGAAGCCCAUGCUUGAAUGUGAUGAUUGUGGUCUACGGGCUCACAUCAAAUGCGCUGAAGUCGCUCCCGCCGAUUGCGGAUUACGACCCAUUCGUCGUACCCCAGCGUCUCCUGCAAAGUCUUCUCCGCUUUCCAAGACUCAUUUGAAGAAUGUCGCGUCUGCGUGAUUCCUACAUAGCACCACAAAUUUACGACUGUCACGAUACGCUUACGACGAUCACGAUUGACGUUCCACUGCAUUGUAACUCUUUCUUUCUUUCAUGGACUGCCUUGCACAUUGUCGCCAGACUUGACCUCAUGGACUUGGAUCAUAACGUUCGACCAGUAAUAUACCUGCAUUCCCCAGAUAAUAUAAGAUGUAUGACUGUAGCACAUUCGAACAGAAUCACGAGACCCUUGCGUAUACCUGUUUACUCCUUGAAAUCGUCCUCGUGUAGCUGAAUAUAGCUCACAUAACCGUGAACCCUGC
Molecule: messenger RNA, 2364 nt
Organism: Somion occarium
Lineage: Eukaryota; Fungi; Basidiomycota; Agaricomycetes; Polyporales; Cerrenaceae
Source: the annotation of a GenBank genome assembly